AUGUCAGACGGCCAAUCUCAACCAGACCAAGAUUACUCUUGGGUCGAAGAUAUCGAUGACCUCACCGCUGCCCCGGCUACCGAAUACCUAGGAUCCCAGCCGGGUGAAGCAGCUUCCAAGCCCAGCACUACCGUCCCGCAAUCUCUUCCAGAGGAUGAAAGUGUCAAAGGUGACUUGCAAUCUAUUGUAGAUGACGAGGGGGAAGGAAAUUAG
Messenger RNA from Cryptococcus wingfieldii CBS 7118, 213 nucleotides. RefSeq lists its product as hypothetical. Bases 1 to 213 code for a protein of 70 amino acids. The record is from RefSeq and is a predicted model, not a curated record. NCBI's taxonomy places the organism in Eukaryota, Fungi, Basidiomycota, Tremellomycetes, Tremellales, Cryptococcaceae. The transcript has 2 exons.